Messenger RNA from Cydia pomonella (codling moth), 5568 nucleotides. It is a transcript of the gene Ent2, whose product is annotated as equilibrative nucleoside transporter 1. Gene Ontology annotation, cellular component: plasma membrane. Gene Ontology annotation, biological process: nucleoside transmembrane transport. The record is from RefSeq and is a predicted model, not a curated record. The transcript is spliced from 11 exons. Bases 227 to 1693 code for a protein of 488 amino acids. Lineage: Eukaryota; Metazoa; Arthropoda; Insecta; Lepidoptera; Tortricidae. Gene Ontology annotation, molecular function: nucleoside transmembrane transporter activity.
AACUUAAGUGCAAUGAACGAGGCGGGCCGAUGCGGUCGUGUUGCACUGCACGUGUCUUAGAUUUGUAAUAAUUUGAGCAUGGACAGUUAACUUCUAUAAAUAAUUUGACAUAUUAUUAAUGACGGAACAUUUGAACGAGAAGUGUACCUUGACUAUGAUUUGAUAACCUGGCUUAUCAAGAUCAUUAGACUACUGAUGUGCGUUUUAUGAUAUUAGAAUAGCGGCAAUGGAGAUGUCGUACCAAGGAGGAGCGGAGGCCGAAAGCCUUCUGCGACCAGAUCAGAGGAAUGCCGUCGUCAUGCCUACGGGAGCGAGAGCAGGUUGGGAGGCCGAGGAGAAGGCGCCGUUCCUUCGCAACGAGCCGGUCAAACUCACGCCGGCCUGGGAGGGCUCCAACCUGCCCAAUGACACCCUCAACCUCAAAGGUAUAGCCAUGGACCUAACUCCACCAAAGGACCGAUGGCACCUCAUCUAUAUAACCCUCUUGAUACACGGGCUCGGCACGCUGACGGCUUGGAAUAUGUUCAUCACGGCCAAGGACUACUUUACCACAUACAAGUUGGUUAAUACGUGGUACGAGGCCAAGUACAUGGACUACACAGGGCUCGCCGCACAGAUACCCAACUUCUUGUUCAGCUGGUUCAACGUGUUCGUUAAGUUAGGCGGAAACCUGACCACGCGUAUCGUGUGGUCUCUCAGCAUGGAGGUGCUAAUAUUCGUGUUCACGAUCGUGAUGGCCAUGGUGGACAGCAGCCAGUGGCCGGGGAUUUUCUUCUGGCUGACACUCGUUUCCAUCUUCUUGUUGAACGGCUGCAACGCGAUCUUCCAAAACUCCGUGUACGGCGUGGCGGCGCGCCUGCCGCCGCAGUACACGGGCGCCGUGGUGCUCGGCUCCAACGUGUGCGGCACGCUCGUCGUGCUCGUGGAGUGGGCCUCCGCCAGCGUCGGCGGCAGCAAGCGCACGGCCGCCAUCUACUACUUCAUCGCGGGCAUGUUCGUGCUCCUAAUAUGCUUCGAUACUUACUUCGCGAUGCCUUUAAACAGGUUCUACCGCUACCACGACACGCUGCAACAGCGUACAUUACGCGUGAAUCCGGCGCUGGCCGCCACCGGACAAGAAGACACAAAGAAGAAGAUACCAUACAAAACCAUCUUCCGGCAAUCCUGGGUGCAGCUGUAUAACAUAUGGCUGGUGUUCUUCGUGUCGCUGGCCGUGUUCCCCAGUGUUCAUUCAGAUGUGAAGGCCAGCACGCCAGGUUUCCUCGGAGACAACUUCAUGAGGCUCACCUGUUUCCUCACCUUCAAUCUUACAGCCAUGAUUGGAAACAUCACUGCCAGUUUGUUCCCAUAUCCCACGAAACGCUGGCUAUCCAUCUUCACGACCGCCCGCCUGGCCUUCAUCCCAUUCUUCCUUCUCUGCAACUACCAGCCCAAGGGCGUGGUGCGGACGCUGCCGGUGCUCAUCAAUAAUGACAUCGUGUAUUGGAUCGGCGCAGUGCUGUUAGGGUGGAGUUCUGGACAUGGCAGCUCCUUGGGGAUGAUGUAUGUUAGCGGUACGGUGGCACCCGAGCACGCCGCCACGGCCGGCAUGCUGGGCGGCGCCACGCUGGUGACGGGCAUCACGUGCGGGCUCGUGUUCGCCUUCUUCGCGCCCGCGCCGCUCGUCGCCGCCGCGCUGUGGGCGGCCGCCUAGCGCUGGGCCGCCUACCUCCACGGCGGGUGGACGAUGCUCCUCAGGGUUCUCACCCAGUGAUACGGCCAUUAGGCGACUGUGGCAAACAGUGUUCAGUGUGGUGUUGCUAACAUUCAAUAUAAUGAUUGUUCGCCUGCAGCACGAGCUAACUGUACUCGUCACACUAGUAGUCUAAUAAUCGAUGUACAGUCAGCUGCAGAUAUAACUGACCGCCUCUGCAUAGAAGUUUGUUUGCAGGGGCUGUAGCUGAAUGUAAGAUAACUAAACGAUAUCCUGCAUUAUUUUGUUGGGGUUACAAGAAGUCGCCUUUGAAAAUAUAGAAUGCAUUUCAUUUCCAAGGCUAGAACUGUACUCGUCAAGCUAGCAGUUUAAGUGUACACCGAUAAAUUAGUGUUCAAUGUGGCCAAAGUAAAGACGCUAAAUUCGAAAACUUUCGUACAUUGAACCUUUCCCAUCUCUAUCAUACACAAUUAUAUUAUUGUUCCGCUCGCACAAUAGUGAUAGGAAAUAGCCAGUCAAUGUACGAAAUUCUUUGUGCUUUGCGUCCAUACUUCUAACAAUCACGAAUCGAGAAUCACGAUAACAACUAAACUAUGUUUAGUAUUAUGAGAAGUCACCUUUUUAAAGGUAAAUACUUACUGUUGAUAUUAUGUAUGGUGCGUAAUUAUUCGUUUUUAAUUAGUAUCAUAGACUAAUAAAUUACAAAAAGCGUUUAACAAGCAAAGUUAUCCAUUUGCGUUUCCAAAUCAUUUAUGUUUGGAAAUAAACAUUUUUUUUUUCAAUUACAUCCACUGAAAAAACAUUGUAAUGUUUACACUUUGGUUAUAAAUCCCAUACCUUUGUAUGGGUAUAUUCAGUGCUCAUUAUAUAAAUUUAAAAUAUAUCUAUUGUUAUCGAGAUUGAACCAGUUGUGUUGCAAGGAGGACAUUGAAAGAUGCUAUUUAAGAUAGGACUAUAGCUAUAGUGUAAUAAUAUAUAAAAGACAAACAAGAAAAGGUUUUAAAGUGCUAUAUUAAAACUUAUUGCUACUCCCAAAAACAGUUUUGCUAAAUAAUUUGAACCUGUCAAAUAAUAGUUAUUUACGAUACAAGUGUAGAAAAUCGGAAAUUCGCAACAAGUGGUGAUAAAUUAAAACACGACCGAAAGGAGUGUCUUAAAUCGACACGAGUUGCAAAUUACCUAUUCGCACGUGUAUCGUACAACGUUUUACAGUUCCUAUGGCUCUUUAUAGUUUCGACAUGUGCACGGAAAGAGCUCAUUCCCGCACGCGUGCGGGAAAGUAGCACCAUAUGUACUUUGUCUUAUCAUAAAUUGUGACAAAAUUGUUUAGAAUCACUUUUUUUACUGUUACAAUUAGGUAAAAUAGAAAAGGAAACACUUUUUAUAACUAGCAAAAUUUCGAAAUCUUUUCUUGCUGUUUACUGUAUUAUUAGACGGAAAUAAGAGCGAAAUUAUGACAUUUUCAGAUAACCUAAUUCAUAAUCGAAGUUAAAUAAGUUGUAUAUAUAUUGAGAAGCAAAAUGCAUGGGAAAUAAUACAAUGUAUAUACAAAUAUAAUCGUGUGAGAAAUGGGCUCGAAGUCUUGCCAGGCGAUAUUAAGACUACACAAGAGGAAUAACAAUGGGUAUAAUUAUAUUUUCUGUAGAAGUCAACACUUAGUUAAUUUUAGUACUUCUAACCAUUGAAAUUGAUAAAAUUAGUGCGAUAUAUUCACAAAAUAAUACUAGUAUGAGAUGACAUUUGCCGCGAUCAGGAUUCGAACCUGCAAGCUUCUGCCACAGGCGGUUGUUCUUAACCAAGUGAGUUAUUACAUACACACGUGAGUCGAAAAAUUUACUUUACAUGUUGCUCUAAUUAGCCUAAUAGGGAAUAUUACGCGAAACUCUGCGUAAGUGGCGCCACUACCACAAUCCAUCACAUUCUGAGGGUCUACCGCGAAACAAGAAAAUCGAAAUUUCGUUAUCUAACCUCUCUAUCAUCUUGCAUAUUCAAGCGAUGAAGAGGCAGAUAACUAAAUUUCGAUAUUCGCGUUUCCCGGUAGGCCCUUUGUAAACAAACCGCCUUGAUGCAUCAAUGUCAUAUAUUAUUAUCUGUAAAAACUUGUCAAAAAACAGUUUAAGGCACAGUAUGUAUAAGUUACUCUAUGGUUUAUGAAAGGUGCUAGUGCUGGUGCUGUGCUCUGCGGCAGAACAUUGCAGUAAUACUCCCUAUUGGACCCAUUAUUAUUACUUUUGACUAAAAUUCAUGCUUGUGCUUCUAUAUGAUAUGACUAUGGAUAGUAAAAUGACAAGUGUUUAUAUACGCCUGUCUUGUAUAUGAUAUACAUAAUGUUAAGUUUGUAAGUCGAUAGAAAAAAAUAUUAUAGUUAGUACAAAGCAGUUGAAGCAAGUAUUGUUCGAAGGAAAAGGCUAUGUUGCAAUAAGAAAGUUAUAAAAUGUUAUAAUUACGACUUCAUUUUGAAUUUGCUUGACUAAACAAAUAUUUUAUCAUGAUUUUCGUUAAAAUUCCGAUAUUUUAUUCCCUGAAAAUUUGUUGUUUUAAAUUUGCAUAUUAUAUUGAUUACGAUGUUUAGUUGAUAUAUUAAAUAAGGUUUCGUGGGUUAAGUGCGCCUUUUCUAGAAAUAUAAGCAUGGAAUAGAGGUACUUUCACCAUAGGUUCACUUUGUCUCUUUGAUUUUGGAAGUACUUUUUACCAGUACUUGUAUUUUUGUAAAGGAGAAGUGAGUUAACCUUAAAAAAAAAAACAAGGCAAAAAUGUGAGUUUUUCAAGUUAACAAAAAAAAAAACAGAAUAUUAUCGUUAUAAUAAGGAUUCGGGUAGUUCCGGAUGGAAAAAAGUGGCGUAUAAUUCCGAAAAGGGACCUAUUACAACGGAACUUAUUCCGAAUGAUUUUCGGGAUUACCCAAUUUCCGAAAAUACCCGAAUACACCUUAAUUGUAACACAGUCAUAAAGAUGACAUUUGGAUUUUUUUCUCUUUAUCUGUACCCUACCCAACCUAACCAAACGCACACUGAUUUUAUUUUAACUUUACUGUAUUUAAUUACACUAAUAUAAUAACAGGCAAGAAAAUGGCACGUAAAAGUCAUAUAUAUCUAUAGCUUAAUGCCUGAUUACACUUUGGCUACAGUUAUAGUAGUUAAAGUGUAGUUUAAAUAAAGGGACUCCAGUUAAACUAGAAACUGUUAAAGUACAAGAAUAGUCACAAUUUGUAAUUUAUUAUAGUUUUGGUUACAAUUAUAAAAUCGAAAUAGUUUAAUUGUAGUUCCUUUUUUGAACACCGGCUGAAUGAUUCCUCGUAACAUAUUUUGGGUAUGUUUUAUAGACUGAGCUAAUGUUAUGUUAAGUAAUUAAUAUGGAUUAGAUUAAGGUUUAGUCCGAUGAGGAAGGGUGCCCGUUGACUGUUGUGUUCAGUAUGUUUGAGACCAAAUAUCUUUUAUUUUAUUUUAUAUUCGGUGCAUCCACACAGAACUAGCCGCCUCGGGAGGAAUUGCCGCGUGAAGCACAGUCUGUGUAGACUGCUUGCCCCGCCCGAGGCAUCGCGGCCACGCGUACGUUUCCCUCGCGAGGCGUCUCGUUCUGUGUACCCGCCUAUUGACUAGAAAUGUGAAAGUAAUUUUACUUGUAUCACUGCAAAUAUUAAUUUAUAGGUGAUAUGCCUUUAAUAUUUUGUAUUUCCAGUCAACUUAUUGUAUCGUCAUCGACACAAUUAACUGACUAAUCGUAACCCUUAAUUCAAUGACUUAAGGUUUACCAAUUUUCAGUUCAGGGUGUUCUAUUACUCAAAUAUUUUUAGCAACGAUCUUAUUUCCCUAAACGUUUGCGUUUCGACAUUUAAGUUGUGAGUUUUUUAUGUGAUAGUAAAUGUUUUUUAUUUA